Molecule: messenger RNA, 2030 nt
Organism: Entelurus aequoreus (snake pipefish)
Lineage: Eukaryota; Metazoa; Chordata; Actinopteri; Syngnathiformes; Syngnathidae
Product: proline-rich protein 5-like
Exons: 10
Coding region: 328-1677 (449 amino acids)
Biological process (GO): TORC2 signaling
Cellular component (GO): TORC2 complex
Source: RefSeq, a predicted model, not a curated record
GCAACAACUAUCAGUUGCGCGCGCACGCGUCACAGCGGCGGGUGGUCGUCGUCGUCGUCGUCGCGUGUGCAACGCGGUCAAAACAAAGCGGCGGCGCGCACGGGAGCGAGCAUAGUCGCGUGCUUCAUGAAUGAGUCCGACGCCGCCGCCGUCGUCGUCAUCAUCAUCAUCAUCGUUUACCGGAAUUACCACCGGAGCCUCCAUCCGCCGGAUGCCCGGCCGGGAGCUCACAUCGUCGGCUAGCCAGAGCAGAGGCGUCCCCCGGAUGAGAAGCGACCUUGCGUCGGCGCCACAGCAACCGGAACCGGGCGACAGGAAGACGGAACGAUGCUGGAUGGACUCAGGCGAAGGCACGCCUCCCGCUCCUCCCCCCGGCCCCUCUCCCUCAACUUCAGCACCUUCUCGGCCCCUCCCCCGAGCCCGGACUUGGACAGCAGCAAUGAGCAUCCAAUCAGGAGGACUCUGCACCGGCUCAAGCUGAUGAGCUCGCCCAGCCUCAGCGACCUGGGCAAGAGCGAGAAGGGGUCACCGGAGGACAGGGGGGAGAAGCAGAAGCGGGCCGGCGCCAACGCCACCUGGAACAGUAUCCACAACGCCGUCAUCGCAGUCUUCCAGAAGAAAGGUUUGGCUGACAACGAACUUUACGCUCUAAACGAAGGCGUCAGGCACCUGCUGAAGACCGAGCUGGGGUCCUUCUUCACGGAGUACCUUCAGAACCAGCUGCUGACAAAAGGCAUGGUCAUCCUGAGGGACAAGAUAAGGUUCUACGAAGGCCAGAAGUUGCUGGACUCUCUGGCGGAGACGUGGGACUUCUUCUUCUGCGACGUGCUCUCCAUGCUGCAGGCCAUCUUCCACCCGGUGCAGGGUAAGGAGCCCUCGGUCCGUCAGCUGGCCCUGCUCCACUUCCGGAGCACCAUCGUCCUGAGCGUGAAGCUGGAGGACGCCUUGUCUCGACCCCGAGCCAGAGUGCCGCCGUCUGUCACGCAGAUGCUGCUCGUCCUGCAGGGAGUCCACGAGUCGCGUGGCGUAAACGAGGACUACCUGAGGCUGGAAUCCCUGGUCCAGAAAGUGGUCUCUCCCUACCUGGGCACCCACGGACUUUACUCCGGAGACCAGAGCGAGGACCACUGCUGUGUUCUGGAGAGGCGCCUCCAGUGGGGCUGGUCCAAGUCUGCCGAGCAGCUGUCCAAGAACCCGGUGGUACGGUCCAAGAGCUACAACAUCCCUCUGCUGCUGACCCCGGUGGCAGAGUACGACCCCGACGGCGGCGCCGCCGGCAGCGGCGGGAUCCGCCGUCACUCGGCCUGUGAGAUGAUUUCCUGUCUGGAGGAGCAAACGUUGACCUACGCCGAGCUCGCCGGCUCCGCCUCCAACAGGCUCUGCGUGGGCUCGCAGUAUAAAGGCGCCGCCUCCUCCGACCUGCCGCUGUCCUCGCCGUCCAUCCUCGCGCUGCGCUCGUCCGGAGCGCUGCACGGCACCGAGGCCACGACCACCAUGACCGACCUGGGCAAGGCGGCGUCCUGCACGCCGCCCAGCGAGUCGUCCAGCCCAGACACCAUCAUCGGACAGGUGCUCGAGUCCACCGACUCCGACUCAGACGGGAUAUUUAUUGAUUUUCCUUCUCGUUCCUCGGAGGCUCUGGGCUACGCUCGCGAAGGCAGGCAGAGCACCGUGUAGCUAAACCACACACACACACACACACACACACACACACACACACACACACACACACACACACACACACACACUUGUAUUUCUUACCUUCUUGGGACCUCCGAAAAAUGCCUCCCUCUUUAGGACCAGCCUUUCUAGAUAUAUAAAGAUGUGUAUUUACAACAUUAAUAAUAUAUACAUACUAUGCAAAUACAAAAAAGCUUGUUGUGAAAAAUGAGUUGGAAAAAGGUCACAAUUUCACAAGAAAAACUUAGAAAUUUGGCAGUAUUAUAAUAAAAGUCCUAAUUUUACUCAACGCAAGUCAAGAUUUUACAAGAAAAACUGAACAAUUGUGCAAUGCUAUGAUAAAAGUUGGA